Molecule: messenger RNA, 2172 nt
Organism: Spirometra erinaceieuropaei
Lineage: Eukaryota; Metazoa; Platyhelminthes; Cestoda; Diphyllobothriidea; Diphyllobothriidae
Source: the annotation of a GenBank genome assembly
AUGUCCCAAGGCCAGAAGUCACUCAUCAACUCAAAUUCUCAAGGAGCUAGCGUACGCUUGGAUCGGCUCGAGGAGGUAUUAAUGCGCCUGAAAGCCCAGCUCACUGCAGUUACCACUAACGGCCCGCGGCGAACAUCAAACCGUCGCCGUACUUCCUCCGUGUCCCACACCCGCCGUUCACAAUCUCCAAGUAGCGUCUGCUGGUAUCACCAACAAUUUGGAGGAGCAGCUCGACGAUGUCUUCAGCCAUGCUCUUUCAAGGCAUCUGUAACGGCCUCAGGGAGACGAUCCCACCCGACAGUAGAGGCCACUGCUACUGAAAGCGUUGCCAAUCUUCACACUCGCCGUCUGUUUCUCUGGGACCGUAACGCUGGCGCCAAAUUCCUUGUCGACUCUGGUGCCGAGGUUAGCGUGGUUCCACCAACUCCGGCCGAACGUAAAACCCGCAGCUCUUUUUGUCUAACAGCUGGCAACAACUCCAGCAUCUCCACGGACAGAUGCUUCCAGCACUGCCGUUGGUGCGUCACUUCAGCAAACUGUUCGUGGUGUUCUACAGCCUUUGGCUUUCUUCUCGAAGAAGCUCAGCCCAGCAGAGACCCGCUACAGUGUCUUCGGCCGCGAACUCCUUGCCGUCUAUCUAUCCAUCCGGCACUUCCGCCAUUUCCUCGAGGGUCGUGAAUUUGUCGUUCUGACAGAUCACAAGCCACUUGUUUUUGCACUGAGAGCCUCUCCCGAUCGAUACUCGCCCCGUGAAAUCCGUCAUCUUGACUUCAUCUCACAGUUUUCCUGCGACAUCCAACAUGUCCACGGUAAGGAAAAUGUGGUUGCUGAUGCUCUUUCAAGACUCGAGAUGGCUUACAUCACAACAGACGCCAUAGACUUCACGCUCAUGGCUGAGGCUCAACGAUCGGAUGGCGAACUCCCCCGAUACCGCCACGAGGACUCUUCUUUACGCCUUCAAGAUGUCCCCCUUCCCACUGGCACAGGCAUCAUCACGUGUGACCUUUCUACCGGACACGAACGUCCUUUUGUUCCAGCAACUUUACGACGACGAGUGUUCAACGCUCUUCACAAUCUAUCCCACCCUGGAGUCCGGGCGACAGCGAAACUCAUCGCUGACCGAUUCGUCUGGCCCAACAUCAACCGGGAUGUACGGCGUUGGACCCGCUCCUGUCUACCAUGUCAACGAGCCAAAACGCAUCGGCAUACUAUUACUCCGCCAGGAACUUUCGCCACCCCUGAUGCACGCUUCAGUCAUGUGCAUAUUGACCUGGUAGGUCCGCUGCCACCAUCUAACGGUUCUACCUAUAUGCUGACAUGUAUUGAUCGCUUUACUCGGUGGCCGGUUGCUGCGCCUAUUCCGGACAUCAGUGCUGAAACCGUUGCGAAAGCUUUCUUGACUCAUUGGGUGUCCAAUUUUGGAGUUCCUGCGACUGUCACCACUGACGGCGGAUCCCAAUUCGAGUCCACGCUGUUUCGCGAACUCACUUCCCUUCUCGGUACCAACCGAUUCCGAACAACAGCGUACCACCCUCAAGCAAACGGUCUCGUCGAACGCUUCCAUCGACAGCAGAAGACUUCCCUUAUGGCCCAGCCCGAUCCUUCCCGAUGGUCUGAUCACCUUCCCCUGGUGCUGUUGUCCCUCCGUUCCACUCUCAAGGCCGACAUCGGUUGCACUGCAGCUGAUCUUGUCUACGGAACCUCCCUACGACUGCCCGGUGAGUUAGUUUCUCCUUCAAACACGCUAACGUUUUCGAACCUUGCAGUUAUGUGGAGCGACUACGUAGUGCCAUGCGCAAUCUCCGCGCAACGCCCCCUCGGGCGUCACCGGCCAAUUCCUUCAUCCCUCCCGACCUGGAUAAGUGCGAUUUCGUCUUGGUUCGGCAUGACGCUGUCCGACGACCACUCCAACCACCCUAUGACGGGCCGUAUAAAGUCCUUCGCCGAUCUGACAAAGAUGUUGUCAUCGAACGCAACGGCAAGACCGACACAGUCAGCAUUGAUCGCGUCAAGCCCGCCUACAUCGAAGACAGUGACCAUUCCUCACCUCAACAACGCACCCCGCCGCAGACAGUGCGGCCUCCUCCACCUACUGGCGACAGCCCGCCUCCGGUUCGCCGCACACGAUCUGGUCGCCACGUCCACUGGCCCGACAGGUUUGUGGCUGGCUAG